AUGGAGCGAGGAGGGAAGAGGACUUGGGAUGCACUUCUCGGGGUCCACACGGUCCCCCCCGUGCUGCUGCUGCUGCUGCUGCUGCCACUGCUCUGGCCGGGGGAGGGGGCUGCCCUGGGCCAGGGGCUGUACCCCAUGCCGGCUGGCGUCCUACAAGCGCUGUCGAGCCGGGGGACGCUGGUGCUGGAGGCGGCGCUGAGGAGUGCGCUACUGGCGCUGGAGCGGGCAUUGGCAGAGCAGCAGCGGCAGCGGGGCACCUGCGGGCUCUGUGCCCCCUGCCUCUUCCCGCCCUGUGCCAACCUCACCCACCGCUGCCAACCACCAGCCGUGCCCCCUGUCAUGCCUCCUGACUGCCAGACCCUGAUGGAUGCCCAGGCGCUGCCCGAGCUGCCCCAGCGCAACUGGGCGCUGAGCCAGGCCUGUGCCCCCUACCACAGCCUGUGCCCACCCGAGGGGGACCAGCGUGCCUGUGCCCCACUCAGCGCCCGGCUCUGCCACCGCCGGCUCCAGGAGUGCCGGCUGGCAGCUGCGGCCACUGAUGUUCCAGCAGAGGCCACGAUGCCAGGGAGCUGCGGGCGCCGUGGGGGUCCAGCAGCCAAUGCCACGGCCCCCCGAGGACGCAUCAUGGGUGGCAGCGUGGCCCCGCGGGGGGCCUGGCCCUGGCUGGUGUCGGUGCGGCUCCAUGGAGAGCUGGUGUGCGGAGGGGUGCUGGUGGGGCACUCCUGGGUCCUCACCGCUGCCCACUGCUUUGCUGGGAACCGCAAUGAGUUGGCAUGGACAGUGGUGGUGGGCGACCAUGAGCCGGGCAAGCCGGCUGUGGGCAAGUGGGCAGUGCCCAUCCGGCGCAUCCUGCCGUACCCCAAGUUUAACCCCAAGACGUUUCACGGGGACCUGGCACUGCUGGAGCUGGCGGUGCCGCUGGCCCUGUCACCAACCGUCAGCCCCGUCUGCCUUCCCAGCGGCCCCACGGAGCCCAGCCCCGGCACUGCCUGCUACAUUGCAGGCUGGGGCUCCCUCUAUGAGGAGGGGCCAGCAGCUGAUGUGGUGAUGGAGGCGCGGGUACCGCUGCUCAGCCAGGAGACAUGCCGGGGUGCCUUGGGCAAGGACCUGCUCACCAACGCCAUGUUCUGUGCUGGGUACUUGUCUGGGGGCAUCGACUCCUGCCAGGGCGACUCGGGGGGCCCGCUGGCGUGCCAGGACCCCUCCUCGCAGCGCUUCAUCCUCUACGGGAUCACAUCAUGGGGUGACGGCUGCGGAGAGCGGGGCAAACCGGGCGUCUACACCCGGGUCACGGCCUUCGCAGACUGGCUUAGCCUCCAGAUGGACCCCACCCCUGGCAGCCGGGAGCCGAGCUGCUUCGACCUGCUGGCGCUGGCCCAGCUGCCCCCCGAGCAGCAGCCCCCUGAGCGUGCCCGCCUCUGUGCCUUCUACGCCGGGUCCUGCCGGGCCCCCCAGAGCCGCGCCGCCUGUGCCCGCCUGGCUGAGGACGCCUGCCGUGCCAGGACCAGGCGAUGUGAGCUGCACUCCUAUGCCCAGACCUUGGUGGAUCUCCUGCGCCGUGCUGGGGACUUCAUCCGAAACCAGUUUGAUUUCUCCUUCCUCACCCACACUCUGCCCCAGCUCCUGGGCAAGAUCUACGGGCAUCUCUUCCCCUCCCGUGUCCGCAGGGAUGCCGCAGGCCUGGCUGUGGCAGAGGGCCAGCCCAGCCCCAUGGCAGAGGGACCUCGGAGACCACCACCAAGGCAGAGGGCCGGGGGCCCACCCCCCUUUGCAGGGCUCUUCGGGGCUGUGGGGCCACGGCUGCAGGACUGGGCUGAGGCGCUGAGGGCCAUGGCAGGGGACAGCCCCCCGGCUCCCACCCCAGGCAGGGAGCAGCUCCCUGGGGAGACGUGGCUCUUCCUGCAGCAGGACGAAGGGGCGGUAGAGGAGCUGAUGGGCCAGGGACGAGCCUUCCUCGCCCAGCUGAGGGCAGAGCUGGACCUCGGCACCCUCCUGGAAGCCACGGAGCCACAAUGGGCACCCGGAGAGCUGGCAGAGACCCCCGUGCAGAGCCGGUCCGCACCGAGGGAGAGACGCGAGCUGGUGCCCACGCAGCUGCCGGGGCUGGAGGAGGAGGAAGCAGGUGCUGGCAGAGCCUGCCCCGGCCUCAACGAGUCGGCGCUGCGGGUGAGCGCGGUGCGGGAGCUCUACUCCUGGGUGCUGCGGGUGCCUGAGCAGGACCUGGCCAUGACCUUCCAGGAGAUCCUGGUGGACUUAGGCUCCAAGAACCCCAAGGGGCUGUACCGGGCACAGGUGAGGGCCACGGUGGGCGGCCGCCCCACGGCCUUCACCGGCCUGGUGGGGCUGGAGAGUGACUCGCUGGCCCGCAGCAUGCCUGGCCUGGUGGCUCUGGCGCUCGAGGCGCUCAAAAACUGA
Molecule: messenger RNA, 2415 nt
Organism: Colius striatus (speckled mousebird)
Lineage: Eukaryota; Metazoa; Chordata; Aves; Coliiformes; Coliidae
Gene: PRSS56
Product: serine protease 56
Exons: 17
Coding region: 1-2415 (804 amino acids)
Biological process (GO): proteolysis
Molecular function (GO): serine-type endopeptidase activity
Source: RefSeq, a predicted model, not a curated record